Anolis sagrei ordinatus is the source of this 6939-nucleotide messenger RNA. Lineage: Eukaryota; Metazoa; Chordata; Lepidosauria; Squamata; Anolidae. The record is from RefSeq and is a predicted model, not a curated record.
UGCCAAGGAGACGCCUCGGCUUGAGCUUCUGGCGAGGGCCUGUUUGCCGGGCGCCUCUCUUUCCCUUUGGCCAUGGCUCCGAAGCGGCCCAAGAGCGGAGGCGGUGGGGGGACCCCUGCUCCCCCAGGGACUGGCUCCAAAAACUGGGAAGCCGGGCUGGUGGCUGCCCGCUUGGAAGAGGAAAAUUGGAGUCCCAGUAUUGCCUUUGUUUUUGGGAGCCAACCUGAGGAUGAACUUCAUAUAAAGGCUUUGUCUCUUGCUGUGAAAGUGCCACAGAGGAGGCUUUUCAGUGUGGUAUCCUGGGAAGGAAUAUUAUCACAGAUCAUGGAGACUGCAGAUGUAAAAGUAAAAAAGACAAAAGAAAAAGAAAAAGAAACACCCUUGUUUUAUGAGGUACUAGAAACAGCAAAAAGCAUUAUGGAUUCUGGGGAGCAGCUUCCUAUAACACUGAUUGGAAAGUUAAUUAAAUAUCAGAUGCUUUGCAUCAAGCAAAAAGACUUGCAAAGAAGAGCUGCUGAAAAGAAGGCAACUGAAGACCAAGACAAGGUGAAAGAAGAAAAAGGGAAAGGGAAAGGGAAACCUAGCAAAAAAGAGAAACCCCCUAGUGCCAAGUCUGGAAAAGGAGGGAAAGGCAAGAAGGCAACUGAAUCACCAAAUAUAUCUGCAAGUACAGUUAAAAAAGAUACCAAGCUUAAACGACGUGGAGAAGAUGAUGAUCUUGAUAAGUAUAUUGAUGAUGAACCAGAUGAUGGUGCUCAGUAUUAUUUCAUAGUGUGCGGAUUUUACUCUCCCCAACUUUUGCCUAUACUAUCUGAUCUUGGAGUCAAUAUUGGAAGUGUCAUUAAAAUAUCUUCUGACAAUUAUGGACCACUCAAGACCCAUCUGGAAGCAAUUGCCCAACAAGAAGAACUUGUCCUUGGAGUAGAAGCUGUCGAAACAGAAAAGAAGAAGAAGGAAAAAGUGGUUAAGGACAUGGAAAUUUUCUGGAAAUACUUGGAACCAAUUUUGAACAGUGGGAAACCAGGAUCAAAUCUCUUUCAUAUUGCUAGACUUCAGCACACAGUCCAUGAGUCUAUCUUCCCUGCAGAUUGGAGUAAUAAUGAUAUGAUGCUUGAAUUUGGAACAGACAUAUUUGAAAAUGUGGCAUGUUUAAUGUAUGACUGCCUGGAUUGGAAAAGACAACAUCAGCAUUACCUGAAAUCCACUCGAUUUGUUAACGUCCCUGUAGUAGAAAAGAAAGGCAAAUUACCAACUGAGAUACCAAUUGUUGUUCCAGCUACUCCUGGAAAGAAAAAACAUGCUGUUGAAGAGCCUGUUGCAGCACCGGUAUUAACUACAGAUGUGGAUAUGAGAUAUUACAAUGAUCUUCUUAGUCCAGUUCCUGAAGAAGUUGUUUCUGUUGCAUUAAUAUUGGAUUGCAUGCUACAGCAGAUCAUUGCAUCAGAAGAAAACCUUACACCACCAAGUUUGGUGAUUCAAGAGCCACGUGAAGAUGGGCUGGAUCAUACUGUCGCAAGUCAUAUUGCUUCAAUUUUGCCUUCGCUCGCCCUUCCAGAGAUUGAGAAAAUGAAUCUGUACAAUUCUUUAUAUCCUGAAAAUGAAGAAAUGAUGGCUCUCAGAUGUCCUCUUCUACUGAAUUAUCAUGAUACUUUGGCUCAAAAACUGCAUUUUCUAAAGGUACAAGAUGGUUUAGACCCAAUAAAGAUUGAAGCUGAAAUGAUGGAGAAGCUACCAUUGAUGGAUCUUCUUAAAUUUCCUCUGCCACCACCUGGAAAUAAUACGAAACGCCUUGCCAGGAUCCAUGAGCUAAUGCACUAUUGUACCAGUGAACACAUGAAUUGGGCUGAAGUAGAACGAGCUUUUAAAGUGUUUACAUUUGAAAGUCUGAAGUUGUCCAGGGUAGAUGACUCUGGACAAUUAGAAUGCCCUAACACAAUGCUUGGUGGUGAUUAUGAGGUGUCUUAUAUUCCAUGGGAUAAUCCUGCUAGGUUUGCUAAGCAACUGAGGCAAGACAUAACUGGAGAAAAGGUUUUAGAACAAAAUACUUUGAACAGAUCAGAUUGGUUUCCUAAUGAACAUGGAAAUGGCCAAACAAAUCCUCUUGAAAACAAGGUAAAUCUGGAGGCAGAAUUAACAGCCAUACAAAAGACUCAGCAGCGGUGUUUAAAAGAAUGGAGUUUUGCAGAACAUUUUCAACCACAUCUUCUCUUCAAGGUUUUUCAUGAUGCAACUGAGCAUUACAGGUGCAUUGAUACUUACUAUCACACACAAGAUAAUUCUUUGUUGAUAGUUAUUCAUAAUCCCAUGAACCAGCGUUGUCAGUUCAAGGAGUCCUGGAAUGUUGCUUUGCAUUCUGAUGUUGGAUUUAGAAAUUAUCUGGAAUUGGUGGCCAGUUCCAUUGAAGAGUGGGUAGUAAGGGAAGAAGCUAAAUAUCAGGAAUUAAAAAUGGCUAAGGAACUAGAAGCACUUAGGCUAGCUGCAGAGAUGGCAGAAAAGCCACCUGUUGAAAUUAAGUCUCCACCUCCUGCUAAAAAAGGUGCUGCGUCAAAGAAAUCCAAAAGUACUUCCAAAAGUAAAACAGAUGUAUCUCCAGAACCCCCAGUUAAGAAGGAAACUGAUAUAUUUGUUCGAAUGGACUCUCUUAAGGCUUGGAAGGAAGAGCAGGAAAGGCUAUUAGAGGAAGAGCGUUUGAAAGAAUUAAAAAAAGCUGAGAAGAAAGAAAAAUCCAGUGGCAAAAAAAAGGGCCAGGCUAAGGAGACACCUCCUGAUGAAGGAAAGGCAUCUAAAAAAAAACUUUCCAAGGAUAAAACUAAGUCACCAUCUAAAUCACCAGAGUCUGCUAAAUCACCAGAAACUGAAGAUCACACAAAGCAACACAAGCAAAGUAAACUGAAUAUUCCUCCUCAAUUUCCAGAUAAAGACUAUGAUUUUCUUGGAUACAAUAUGAGUGAGAAUCCCAUUAUAGUUGCUGGUUGUAUUCGAUAUCUCUUUCCUACUGAUGGAGGGCAGAUCCAGGCAGAAACAAUAACAUUUGAAAAAGGGUCAACCUUAGUCAAAGUGAAGGUGAUAAAGGACAAUCACAGCUUCUUUGUUCACAUUGUAGACCCCAAGAAAAGCCACAAAGAAAGUAAAAAUAAAGAAGAAGGGUCUGGCUCUCCAGAAGGACAAGAGACAGAAACAGUAAAACAACCAGUAAAUCAAGAGAAAGGCAUGAGCAGAUUUGGAGCAUUUUCUGCAACUCUAGAAAAUGACAUUCAUCUUUCUAUUAGUUGCUAUGGAGCUUCAGGAAAAGUUGCAGAGAAAACAGAUCCUGAUUUAGCAACAAUUUUAUCUAUUCCUUCUGUAAAUUUGCCUACUUCCACUUUUGUUGCCUCGGCUGUGUCUGCUGGUACCGUUUCUACUGUAGGAAAAAGCAAGCCUGGUAAAGAAAAAACAGGCAAAUCAUUACAAUCUGGCAAACCAAGCUCCCGUCUCACAGUGACUGCAUCACCAGAAGAAUCUUUAAAACAAGAAGAGAAAAAGGUAGAAGCAGAUGAGCCAGUCCUGGUGCCAGAUGUCUCCGAUAUCCAUGUUUUCAAUACGUUGAAUGUGUCCUGUCCCAAUGGAUUGGCGCUGACCUUCCUUGGUCAAAAAUUCACAGGUGAAGAAAAAGGAGACAAGGACAAGAAUUAUAAUCAAGAAAACAAAAUAAACGAUGGUAAAUUGGAAGAUGCCAAGAAGGAUGAAGUCAAGAAACAAGAAUCCAAAUCAGAACAGAAUAAUGAGACCAUAGAAAACAAAGGCAAAGCGGAUGUCAACAAGGUAGAUGAAGCCAAAGCCACUGUAUGUGCAGUAGAUAGUGUCAUAAAGAAUGAGGCCAAUGAAGAUAAAGCAGAAGCUGAAACUGAAGGAAACACUGUGGACAAGACCAAAGAAUUUGCCUUUGAAAUACUUAUUAGACAAAGCUAUCCACAAAGAGUGAAACAUUCACAACUACUAAAAACAGUUAAGAAACCAGUAGAACAGGAAAUAUCCAGAGUUAUUACCAGACAAGGAACGGUUGUGAAGAGCAUGUUGGAUGGAUCCACCCAGAUACUGUUUGCUGAUGGCACUGUGAUUAGGAGUCCAGAUUCUGGGCCAGUAAUGCCACCUCCACCUCCACCUCCACCUAGUACACCACAUACCGAAGUUAUACCUACUCCUGAAAUACCCACCAAGAAAAGUAAGAAAAAUACCAAGAAUGCACUUGUUCCAAAAGUUGAAACAGCUGAAACUGUUGUUCAGGAUCAUCUAUCGGAUACAGAACAACCCCCUGAUGCCCUGGCAGGCACAUGGAUUUCUACUACCCCAUUAGGCACUCAAAUAGGCACUAAGGGAUCAGAGAGACUUGAUCUGAAACCCCUUUUGGCUUACCAGGCCACUGAUCCAGUUAAUGGAAUGGUAAUGACUAUGAGAGAAGACAGGGUAGUUGUGGUGGAGAAAAGAGAUGGUUCCAAAAUAGUAGAUCAUGCUGAUGGCACCAGAAUAACCACCUUCUUCCAAGAGUGUAUUGAAACUGUGAUAACUAAUGAUAAUGAAGAAACAGAAAUGACCUCCCAGGACAUCAUAAGAAAGGUGAAGUGCAUGCGUAUAGAACAUCCAGAUUUUGCAACUGUCAUAACAAAUUGUGAGGACAGCACCUGUUGUGCUAUUUUUGCUGAUGGUACCUCAAUUAUAUCAAACCCACAAGGAACAUACCAAAUCUUACCCAUGAACAAAGGCUGUCUCUUCAUUGACAAAGAUUGUUCUGCAGUUUAUUCCCCCGAAGCAUUUGAAAAAAAUGAUUGUGAAUUUAUGUCUAAUGUUGAAGACCAGCAGGCAGAGAAAUACAUUAUGAAGCAUAAUGCCAACAUUGUCUGUGAAGUAAUGGAUCCUGCUGGGAACAUUUUCAAGGUCAUGGCUGAUGGCAGCACAUCAGAAUACAUUGCUUCCCUUGAUUGUGAAGAAAAGAAAUCAGAAUCCACUUAUACAGAGACUCCAGUCAUAUAUGGGGAGCAUGCUCCCAGAUUCUUCAUUGUCUAUGCUGAUGGCUCAGGAACUGAACUGCUCCGUACAAAGGACACAGAAGAAUAUCUUGCAAUGGCAUAUGGGGAUCCAGUUACAGUAGUUCUGCAAGAACCGAUACAAGAAUGCCCAGGAGUCUUAAGCAUUACUGUCAUCUGUCCUUUAACUGUGACAUCUCAAUGGGUAAUGAAGAGAGAUCCUACCACUGUUGUUCCUUAUAAUCUCCAAUCAAGAGCUUGGGAAAGAUUUCCUCCGGUUGAGAGAAAAACUCCAGGCCCUCCAUUUGGAACACAUGCUUGGAAAGGUCUAUGCAUAGAAUUCAAAGAGCUGGCAAAUUCUCCUGCACCUAUACAAAAAUGUCCAGAUGUACUCCAGAUUCAUCGAUUGAUCCAGUACGAGCCAAUUACUGAUGAACUGAGACACAAAUUGCAGGUUUCUGUCAAGGAGUACAUUGACAAAAUAAUGAAGCAGGAAGAAGAAAUUAAUGAAAUGACCAUCAAAGACCCAAGAAUAGAAGAGGAAAAGGAACAUGCUGCAGAUCUCCUCAAGCUAGUUAUGUCUUUCCACAGCCUUGAAGAAUCUUCAGAACCUUGUACUAGAGCUGCUCAAAUUGCUGACAUAUAUGAGCAGGCUGUAACUUCCCAGUCACAGAGUCCGUCAGCAGAGGCACUCGCAAGGAAAUCUGAGGAAUAUUGGCAGAAAUUACGCCUAGAAGAGCAAGGUCGGAUAGCCCCCUGGCAGAUCAAGUUAGAGCAAACCAGGCAGGAACUCAUGGACGGAAAGAAGUGUCUUAUGAACAUAAGGGGGAAAAUCAUCCCUCCUUAUUUCAAAUCUGAAUUUGGCAUGAACUUUCUGCAAAAAGAGCUUCCUGAGAUUGAACGCCUUUCAAAAAUGGUGCCUUCAUCCCCUCAAAAAGAAAAGAAGGAACCGUUUUUUAGCACAAUUACAGAAUCUACUGAAAAAAUUGAAUUCAGCUUAGACUCUCAAGACCAGUCUACCAGAAGCAACCAGCUAAACUCAUUGCUUACUUCUUCACCGUGUGUCCACCAAAAUAGUUCAACAACAGAAACAGAAGUAACUGAAAAAAAACUGGAGAGGCUUAUCCAGCCAAAACUCCAAUUUCUUCCGGUGGAUGUUCAAGGAUCCCCAAGGAAAGAGAAGGUGAAAUUACCCCCAUUCAUACAGACAGGCAAGCCACAAUCUAUACCCAAGCAAAAAGGUGAAGAUCCUGUUUCUGGCAAAGUGCGUACAUGCUCUGUUGCAGGAGCUUCCCAGCAACUGCCAAGUUUCCUUCUCAUCCCAUCUAAAGUCAGCUUUGGGGUUCUCAAGGAGGGCUGCACUUAUGUAGCCUCAGUUUCCUUGAAGAACAUUGGAACGGACUUCUGCAGAUUUCGAGUGAAACAACCACCACCAUGUACUGGAUUGCGAGUGAGCUACAUCCCCGGGCCUGUGGCUGCUGGAUUGCAAACAGAGUUGGACAUUGAGAUUUUUGCUAUGGUUAUUGGAGCAGAAGGAGAUGAGGGCUCUGGAGAAAUUUUUCAUCGGAUUGAGAUUUGCACGGAAAAUGAAACCCUCUUCCUGCCUGUGGAAGCAACAGUUUUGAAAUGCGAUCCUUAUGAACACAGACCACUAAACUAUCCUCAGAAAGGAAAGGCUUCCACCAUCCGUCUGGUUUCAGGAAAUCCAGUAUCUCCUUUCAGGUCUAUGCUACGUCACAAGAUUCCUGCUUAAUGUACGUAAAUACAUUGAAGAAUCCAUACAUCAAAGUAUGGAAACUCUACAUUCUCAAUAUCACAUUGAAGGCUUAGAAAUGGUAGCAGCUAUUUUGUGAUGGUAGUAGCUGCCUUGAGUCCUGGUUUUAAAGAAAAGCCAGGGUGUAAAUAAAGUUAUAAUGAUACUGGUCAGAAGCCUGUUGUG